AUGCCUAAUAAUACGGCUCCUGCAUCAGACGGUAAAAAGUUGGCUGUAGUGCUCUCUGAGCGAAAAGUAGAUAUUAUCAACAAUGACGCCUUAACAGAGCAAGAAGCAAAUGCAUCGGUCGAAGCAUCUCCAGUCGUUGAAUGUCAAACGAUCAUAUCAUCAGUUUCAUCCGAAAAGAAACAGCUGAUGACGUCUGUGGAGGCUAUAGAGCUCUUGAAAAAGUCUUUGGUGUCGAUCAUUACAAGAACAGAGGCGCAGAAAUUAGCCGAAGCUAUUGCGAAAGAUCCUUCAUUAGCUAAAUAUAUAGAUAUUCCCUUAAGCAAGUUUGAUAAAUAUAUUGACGAUAAUCCGGCAAUUGCAGCAGCAGUUAUUGUGGCUCGAAUCACCCAAAACUGCAGUGAAUUACCCCAGUUUUUCCAAUUACUUGCUGGAAUGAAGAUCUCAGUACAAGCUAUGGAAGUAGUAAACAGACUGUGUACCCAAGUUGAAUUUCCACAAGAAUAUCUCAACAGUUAUAUUGCAACAUGUGUACGUCGUUGUGAAGAGCCAGAUCAGACGCCGUUUAUGCAAUGUCGUCAAGUACGAGUGGUGUGUGUCUUCCUUUCUUCACUUAUUCGAAGUCGUACGUGGGAUGUUCGCCCAUUAUCGGUAGAAUUGCAAGCUUUUGUCUUGAAGUUUAAUCACGUACGUGAAGCAGCUUCUCUGUAUCAAGCUAUUUUAAUGGCUCUUCAACCAUCUGCAGAAUCAGUGACAACUUGUUCCAGUACCCUUGGUCUUUCAGCGAAAACAGCUGGAGUCAUUUCAGCGGUUACGACUACUGGUUCUAUCGAACAAAGUGCUGCCAACAAUAGGGGUGGUCGUUGUAGCCACUGA
Molecule: messenger RNA, 873 nt
Organism: Cercopithifilaria johnstoni
Lineage: Eukaryota; Metazoa; Nematoda; Chromadorea; Rhabditida; Onchocercidae
Source: the annotation of a GenBank genome assembly